Molecule: messenger RNA, 1727 nt
Organism: Triticum dicoccoides
Lineage: Eukaryota; Viridiplantae; Streptophyta; Magnoliopsida; Poales; Poaceae
Exons: 7
Coding region: 183-1391 (402 amino acids)
Source: RefSeq, a predicted model, not a curated record
CAUCAGACGCCCUACUACACGCCAACGCCACGCGCUCAUUUAUUCGGUCGCCUAGCAGGGCUCUCCCCCACUGGUGGCUACGCUUCACCCCCUUGCUUGCUUUCUUGCUGAGGAGACGAGGAGCAGGAGGCGAGCUCAAGUCGAUCGGCGUCUUGCCGGUCUCUCACCUUCAGCAGGAAAGGAUGGCUGCCUCGGGUAGCAAAGAAAUAGAGGAAAUAUUGGUUGAAGGACUGAUAAAUAUCCGAAAGAAGAAUGAGAUCUGGAACAACAAUCGAAAGAUUCUUGGAUCCUCAACGACCCAGGAACUGGUAGGUGGUGUUGUUAAAUCAUAUCGGUUCAAUUAUGCAGAGGGUCAAACUGUAGCUCAUGGCCAUAUGUAUACUGAGUUUGGUUCUGGCCUUAGAAAAGAAUAUGCGGCUUCGUUUCUUAUUCUGAAAGAUAAUGAAGCAAAUGAUGGUUUAACUGGAGAAAGGAUUGUGGAAGAAACACUGAAACUUUCUGGCAACCCUGAGAGCGUAGUUGAGGCAUACUUUAGUACCUACUGUAAAAAAAUUCGUAAAUGGAUUGUGGUCUAUGAGAGGUUUGAGGGCUAUCUCCUAGAAAAUACAAACAUGGUUCCGGCAUUCUUUGCAAGUGAAGCAAAAAGAGACUUGACAGACUUUUGGAGAAACAAAAUUAGGUCAUUGCUUGACGUCCUUGAUCAGGCACGAGUGAGACAUGUGGUACAUGGCAACCUUGCCAAUGGAGACAGCUACGUCAUUUCAUCAGGAACUGUUAAAUUGAUUAACAUAGCACGGUAUCGAAGGGCAAAUCAUGAUGAUACAAGUGACAUAGAAGGACUGGAUGGAUUUCUACGGACACAAGAUUUUUCCAAUGCCAGGAGCAGUGCUGAGUGGAUGGGUCUGUCGUUUCUUCUCAAUUCCGAAGCGAUGAGCGAACGUGACUGGAAGCGGGUUGUCAUGAUGCACCCAAUUCUGGUGGUUGCAGAGGAUAAACUAACAAGCUACGAAGAGGUUCAUACUUUUAUGUGGCGCCUCAAGAGUUUUGAGCGUGAGAGGUUUGCAAAUGCAUUGUACUGUAAAAUGCGUCAGCACAUAGGGUACACACUCUAUAGUUACCUCGACAUGACUCGUCCCGUCCACCUUGGUCUUUAUAAAUUUACUCAAUAUACUGGGAUCAUUUAUCUGGAGAUCAUUAAUUUUAUGAGCAACAUGAUAUCCCAUGCAAACGACUACGUCAUCAAUGGCUUUUGGGGGCCAGCACGCAUCGUUCAGGAGAUACAAGACACAUUUGGCGGUUAUAUGAGUAUGGCCUACGCGGUAUCGAAGACUAAGAGGUAUUGGAACCAAGAACUGUUCAAUGACGGGCAACAACUUCCAUAUCGUAUUUGAGGCAUUGAUGUGAUGGGAUCUCACAGAAGAACAAAAAAAGCAUUCAUGUGCUGGUAAUUGAUCAAGACGUACUAGCAAUGUCAGCCCACGGAGGGGUUCCCCAGACUAACACUGGUGUUUAACGUGCCUCAUCAGUACUGCUUAUCAAGUUAUCGUAGCGAACAUAUCUUAAUUUCCUUAUGGACCAGGCCAGCUUGUUUGGUCGUUUACUUGUCUUGGAUCGACGCUACCUCUAGUCCUUAAACCGGACUUAAUAUUAGCCUUGUACUCAUGUCGUACUGUAUUUUAUUGCUGUGUUUUAGUCUUUCCUUUAGUAUACAACUUUUGGUUCUUCAA